UUAUCUCUCUCUCUCUACCAUUUGAUCUUCUUUCCUCCUCUGAAUUUUUUUAAGACAAUAGAGAUUUUUUCUGGGUUCGUUCUCAUUGUUUGACCCUCCUCUUCUUCUCCACGGGAAAUUUCAAAGGGACAAUUUUUUUUUGAUUUUUUUUUCUUUUUCCUUUUGGUGACUUCUCCGAUCGGGUCUUUAUUCGUUUUCAUCGCCUGUUUUGGCGCAAACCCUUGUAUCAAUUCUGGAUUCAGGUGACAAAAUUGGGAUCUGAAGAGAGAAGACGAUGAUGACGAGCAUGGAAGGAAUGGUGGAUAAAGGAGUGCUGGAUGAUAUUAUAAGGAGAUUGUUGGAAGGUAAAGGAGGGAAACAGGUUCAGCUUUCCGAGAGCGAGAUUCGUCAACUCUGCUUUAACGCUCGUCAAAUCUUCCUCUCUCAACCCAAUCUCGUCGAGCUCCAUGCCCCAAUUCGUAUCUGCGGUGAUAUCCAUGGCCAAUAUCAAGAUCUUUUGAGGUUAUUCGAAUACGGAGGCUAUCCUCCGUCAGCAAACUUUCUCUUCCUCGGCGAUUACGUUGAUAGAGGCAAGCAAAGUCUCGAGACCAUAUGUUUGCUUCUUGCUUACAAGAUUCGUUACCCAUCGAAGAUUUACCUCUUGAGAGGUAACCACGAGGACGCUAAGAUCAACAGGAUUUACGGAUUCUACGACGAGUGCAAACGGAGAUUCAAUGUACGCCUUUGGAAGGUAUUUACUGAUUGCUUCAACUGUUUGCCCGUAGCUGCACUCAUUGACGACAAGAUCUUAUGCAUGCACGGUGGGUUAUCACCAGAAUUGGACAACUUAAACCAGAUUCGAGAGAUUCAGAGGCCUACAGAGAUUCCAGACAGCGGUCUUCUUUGUGAUUUACUUUGGUCGGAUCCUGAUCAGAAGAUUGAAGGGUGGGCUGAUAGUGAUCGAGGUAUCUCUUGCACUUUUGGAGCCGAUAAAGUCGCUGAGUUCUUGGAUAAGAAUGAUCUUGACCUCAUUUGCCGAGGCCAUCAGGUAGUGGAAGAUGGGUACGAGUUUUUCGCAAAACGGAGAUUAGUGACGAUAUUCUCAGCUCCAAACUAUGGUGGGGAGUUUGACAAUGCUGGUGCAUUAUUGAGCGUGGACGAGUCUCUUGUUUGCUCUUUCGAGAUUAUGAAACCUGCCCCAGCUUCUAGCAGCAGUCAGCCUCUCAAGAAGGUACCGAAAAUGGGGAAGUCUUGAAACUCGAGUCUUCUCUCUCAAGAAUACGGUUCCACAUCUCAAGCUAGUCUCAAGAUUUAGACUUUCAUUAUAACUGUGUCUGUGUCAUCAGUUAUGGGUUGAAAUGCAAUGUAAGAACCCAAAGGGUCCUUGGUCAUAAAAAAAAACUUCUGUAAAAAAAAAGUUGAGAAAUCAAAAACACGUUUCGUUUUAUGUGUAUAGAUGCAGAAUGAUCUUUCUUCUGAAUCUGGAGAUUUUGAUCUCCUUUUCUUUCU
Eutrema salsugineum is the source of this 1488-nucleotide messenger RNA. RefSeq names its product serine/threonine-protein phosphatase PP1. The transcript has 4 exons. Gene Ontology annotation, molecular function: protein serine/threonine phosphatase activity. NCBI's taxonomy places the organism in Eukaryota, Viridiplantae, Streptophyta, Magnoliopsida, Brassicales, Brassicaceae. The coding region runs from base 275 to 1234 and encodes 319 amino acids. The record is from RefSeq and is a predicted model, not a curated record. Gene Ontology annotation, cellular component: nucleus; cytoplasm.